This is a messenger RNA of Cooperia oncophora, 474 nucleotides long. The record is from the annotation of a GenBank genome assembly. Lineage: Eukaryota; Metazoa; Nematoda; Chromadorea; Rhabditida; Trichostrongylidae.
CUGUUUUCAGAUGCCUGCACAAACUACUGUCUGAACGAUGGUGUUUGUAAGAAGAACCCAGUGGGCUAUGUGGAAUGCGCUUGUAAGGAGAAUUUCAGCGGUGAACGGUGUGAAGUCCGUUUCCAACCAAAGUCUCAACGGGUAGCAAUGAUAACCGCUGGAAUCGGCGGUGUUGUCGCAAUACUUGUGGUCAUUGUUAUCGUCAUAUUUAUGAUCUCGUUCCGAUUCAAUCGAUCAGAAGUUGAUUUUGCCGAUAAGGUUCAAAUAGACGACUUGCAACAGUCAAAUUUCUUGUACGGACGGCCUGCAAUAGGUGCUAUAGAAGCGCCACGUCCGAUUGGCUUUUACUAUGAAGAUGAUGAUGAGUACGAGUCAAAGACAAUGUAUGUCACCCGGGACGAGGAGUCAAAAGAGGUAGAGCAACGUCGUCGGAUCGCUCAGCAGCACAUGUAUCGACCAGGACAAACGGAAUAA